Messenger RNA from Mytilus trossulus (common blue mussel), 5007 nucleotides. RefSeq names its product ubiquitin carboxyl-terminal hydrolase 19-like. The transcript has 26 exons. Lineage: Eukaryota; Metazoa; Mollusca; Bivalvia; Mytilida; Mytilidae. The coding region runs from base 143 to 4036 and encodes 1297 amino acids. Gene Ontology annotation, biological process: protein deubiquitination. The record is from RefSeq and is a predicted model, not a curated record. Gene Ontology annotation, molecular function: cysteine-type deubiquitinase activity.
UGUUCCAAAACUGGACACUAAAAUUUUAGACGAUACCUCCAAAAUAGAGCAAAGUCCAAAGAAGAGAAAGCACACAGGCGAAGUGUGCGCAGAAGAACAACACAAGAGACAAAAGACACUUGAUGUCCAGGAGACAAAAGAAAUGUCAACAAAGAUGAGAGAAAUGUCUGAUGAAAAGCAAGAUUCAACAGCCAGAGCCAAUUUCAAAAAACUCUCGUAUACCUGGAAGCAGUCUGAAGAUGAACUCAUUAUGGUAUUUGAUCAAGAAGGUUUAACACCAAACCAGAAAGAUUUGGAUAUAUCUUUUGGUGAUCAGUAUGUCCUGAUAAAGUUUCCAGAUGGAAAGCAGACAUGGUCUUUAAUAUUUGCUAAACAUAUUGAUAGAGAAAAUACUAAAGUACAAUGGAAGAAGAAAAAAUUACAUAUAACAAUGAAGAAAAAAUGUCCUCAGAUUUGGUCAUCAUUAGAGAGAGUUUUGAAAAAGCUUCAAUCAGAACCCAGUUCUGAAGAUAUGCCAGAGGCUAAGAAGACUGAUUUAAGUUCUGUGUCUUCUACUGAAGUUAUGACCUCUGGUCAGGCAUCAGGUGACACACCAUCCCCAGACCAAAUGAGUACCAGUGAGGCUACUGGAGAUGAUUCAGGACAGGGAGAUACUCAAACAUCAGAUGAAUAUUGUGUUGAUAAGGAAAAAGAAGAAGAACCAGUUUACCAACUCAAGCAUGUAAAAAACAGCUUCUUGGAAAAGGAUGACACCAUGACAGUACAGAUCUAUGUUAAAGAAGUAAAAAAAGAUACAGUAGAAGUCAAUAUGACAGACCAAACAUUCUCUGUCAAAUUCUCAACAAUGAAUCCUCAGUUUUUGAACCUGCACAAAGAUACAACCAGUGAUACAAUAUUUAACUGGGAAGUAAAACUCAAACAUGAAAUUGUACCAGAGAAAUGCAGAUACAAAUUAACUCCAUCAGUACUGGAGAUAACGCUCUCCAAGGAAGUUAGUAGAAGAUGGAGUGCGUUAGAGGCACCACAAAGGAAAGAGACUGCACCAGCACCUAAAUCUGACGAAUGGUUACCCACCACAUCAUCUUCCUCGUCAUCAGAAAACAAAUCAAGUUCAGCCAAACCUACAAAUGUACAGUUUGAUGAGUUAGAGGAUCCUGUUAUCAAUAAGAAACAGGAGAGAGAUGAAGACAACAGGGCCAUGGCAGACUCUAUGAAGGGGGCUACUGGUACUUCAGCAUCAUCUCAGAAACCUACAUGUAAAGUAUCACCACUGAAUAAAAACAUGGAUUUAGAACAGAAUGUACGAUCAGGAUUUACUGGACUAGAUAACUUAGGGAAUACUUGCUUUAUGAAUAGUGUCUUGCAGUGUCUGUCUAAUACUAGAGAGUUCAGGGAUUAUUUUCUCAGUAGUAAAUACCAGGAUGAUAUUAAUACAGACAAUCCCUUAGGAUUUGGUGGGAAGUUAGCAGUCUCAUUUGCCACACUUCUCAAAGUUUUAUGGGCUGGAACUCAUUAUUCCUAUGCACCUUCAAAACUAAAGUAUCUUAUAUCCAUGAAGGCCAGCCAGUUCACAGGAUUUGCUCAACAUGACGCUCAGGAAUUCAUGGCUUUCUUGUUAGAUGGACUUCAUGAGGAUUUAAAUCGAGUGAGAAAAAAGCCUUAUACAGGGACAGUGGACUCAGAUGGGCGACCUGACCAUGUUGUUGCAGAUGAAGCCUGGGAAGUGUACAAGAAAAGGAACAACUCAUUCAUUGUUGACCUAUUUCAGGGACAAUACAAAUCUAAACUUGUCUGUCCUGUUUGUGGCAAAGUGUCCAUAACAUUUGAUCCAUUCCUGUAUUUACAAGUACCGUUACCUAAGAAAAAAAGAUUAAUUCCUGUCAUAUUUAUGUGGAAAGAUCCUUACAAAAAACCAGUACAGUUAAUACUACGGCUUCCUAAAGAAAGUACAACUCAGAUGUUAAAAGAUGCAGUAUAUAAAAAGACUGGGGUUAGUCCAAGAAAUAUGCGAGUGUUUGAAUCAUACAAGAGUAAAUUUUACAAGUUUUUCCAGAAUGGUGAUGAUUUAAGUUCAAUCCAGGCCAACGAUACUAUCAUUGUGAGUGAAGUUCUAUCAGCUGAAGUAGCUGGAGAAAAUGUGUAUGAAGUUUACAUUUUACAGAGAACAGUCCUUCCAAGUCAGCUUCCAAACAGAUGUGCUUCUUGUCGAAGUUUGUGUCCUGAGGGCAGUAAACUAAAACGAUGCAUGAAAUGUUAUAAAGCAGGAUAUUGUGAUCAACAGUGUCAGAAAAACCACUGGCCAUUACAUAAGAUGCACUGUAAACAAUCACCUGAACCUGUAGGUCUUCCUUUUGUUAUCAGCAUCUCAGAAUCAAGGGCUACAUUCUCCAGAAUCUGUAAACUUAUGGAAGCAUAUGCAAGAUAUUCAGUAGAAAUCUUCCAACCACCUGUGAAAACUGACAGCAGAAUGUCUUGUCAACCUUCACCUUCAAAUUUAAGUAACAGUAGCCAAUCAAGUGGCAGUAUGAGUAGUUUAGACAGCCAAUCAUCUUGCAGCAGCUCAUGUACUAUAACAGCAGACCAGGAACAUGUGGGUGAAGGUGAGGCAGACAUUGGUGAGAUAAGUAGCUCUGGAUCAAGUCUUGUAGCUAAUGUUGGCAGUGGACUUGACAUGACAGAUACAGGAAGUGCUAACAGAAGUGCCACAAAUAUUCCAUCCUGUAUUGUAAACUCAGAUUUACAGCUUAGUGAUGAUGCUGAUGAUGAAUCAGAGGAAAGGAAUCUCCCAGAAUACACCUCUUUUAAACUUCCUGUUGAUGACAAUGCACAGGAUAAUGUUAUUAGUCUUGACCCACCAGUAGAGACUGAAAAACCUAAGGUCAUUCCAACAAAACCAGUUUUAGGUAUACAGUCUAUGGAAGCUGAGCGACAAUCACAGCUGUUCUAUGUUAAACCUGUCAAUCAAGAAGGAGUGAGUCUGAAAGGACCUGAUGGAGAAAGAAUAGAAGAUAAAGGAGAUGUUCCAAUUGAUCUGACAUAUAGACAAUUUUUGUCUAUGGACUGGAAGAAUAAUGACAAAUUAGAUUCUUAUGUGUUGGUCCAAACUAAAGAGAUUGAUUAUGAAGAGGACUCCACAUUCAAUAGAUCCACUGAUGAUGAAAGCAACAGUAUUACAUUAGAGCAAUGUUUGGACUUGUUCACAGAACCAGAAAUUUUGAACCCAGAUGAAGCUUGGUACUGUCCAAAAUGUAAACAACACAGAGAAGCUACAAAACAAAUGUCGAUAUGGCGACUUCCUCAUACUGUGAUAAUACAACUGAAAAGAUUUUCCUUCAGAAACUUCAUAUGGAGAGAUAAGAUUGAUAAAAUGGUGGAAUUUCCAACAAGAGGUUUAAAUUUGUCACCAUAUCUGAUUGGUAAAGGUCACGACGGUGGUCCUCCACCAUUAUAUGACUUAUAUGCAGUAGUGAAUCAUUAUGGUGGCAUACUGGGUGGACACUAUACAUCAUUUGUACGAUGUUCUGAUACCAUAGACCCAAAGAAAAAUGAAAUUGAUUGGAGACUUUGUGAUGACAGCAGAGUGUCUUCAAUAGGCCAUGAAAAGAAUGCUGUCUCACGUGGUGCCUAUCUUCUGUUCUAUCGCUGUCGUACACCGUUUAGUCCCCCACCACAAAUAGACUUGUAUGAUGAUGAGGACGAAGAAAGUCAUAGUAAGGAAGGUUCAACAUCAAAUGACUCAAGCUCAGAACCUAAAGAAGACUCAGCAAAAGAUAGUGACUCUUUGUUAUAUAUGGGUGAAGAUUUUCCUGACAUGGGAGACAACUCUGAAAAAUUAACUGAUGACUUUGGUGAAAUGUCUCAGGCUAAGGCUGGGGUAAAAACUUUUAUAAAGAUUGAAUCAGGGCACAAUAAAACAAGUGGACUACAAGUUGGGUCCAGUAUUGGGGUAAUGGACCAGGCUAGUGACAAUAGCUCUACCAGUGAUACAGAGGAAACUCAUCCACAGGGUUACACUGAUAUGGAAGCUGUAGACUAGCUUAUGUGGCAAAGUUGUCUUGUAUCAGCCAUUCUUGUAUACUGAAGAUCUUAAAAAAAAAUGUAUACAGAGGAGACAUAAUGACAUCAUUGAUACGGAACUAUUUUUAUUCAUGUUUACCCUGUUUUGUGUUUUGUAGAAAAAAUGUUGGUUUAAUAUGUUUUUGAAUUUUUCAUUUUUAUAUUUGCUAAAUUGGUACUCUCAAGAGAAAAAAAAAAACCUUUUUAAAACAGAAUUUAGAAAAUUAGAAGUUCUGGUGUAAAUUUAUAAGAAAGUAAUUUUGAUUUCAUGGGUAAUUGUGAAUAUUUAAACAGACCAACUUCUUAGAUUGGAACAAGUGAUGAGCUAGAAACUUUUUGUAGGAAAAUAAAUGUUGCCUCUUAUAUUGAAACUAAAUUAAUUAAGAAAAAGUAAAAUUCACAAUUUAAAAAAAAAACUCUUGUCAAAGAUUAUUGCAUCUGAUUUUAUGACUGAAGCUACAGAUGUCCAAUUGUUGUAACCUAGUAGCCACAGACUAUCUUUUUUGUGUAGUGUUUAUUAUUUUUAAAAAUAGUAUGUAUGGUUUUCUGAAUCCCCAAAUCAUGUCACAGUUUAAGUCAACAUGUGGACAAAAAUAAUGGCUCAAGGUAGAGCCCUAAAAUAACCAUUUUAUGAAACACAACUCUUUAAGGGUUUGGUGGAAAUCAUGAACUUUUUGAUAAGUAUUUGUCUGAUGUUUGGCAUAUGGUAUAGACAUGUGGCUGUUGUUGAGUUGAUGUGUUAUUGCAAAAAAACAUAUUUUUGUUCAUAAAUGUUAAAUUUGAAUUUAAAUGGACAGAGAAUCAUUAGAACUGUUCAAUUUAAAUUUCGUGUACACAAUGUGACAAAAAUCUUUCAUCAAUAUUUAAUAAUUUUUAAUAAGUGUUUUGUUGAAUAGAUCUGUUAGGGCUUAGCCAAAGUUUUUUAAUGUGAGAAUAUAUUAUUAAGUCAUC